CUCUCUCUCUCUCUCUCUCUAAAGAGCGAAAACCCUGCGAUCGCGAGCGAAGAGGAAGAAGAAGAAGAAGACGAAGACGAAGACGACGACGACGACAUGGUUCCAUCUCUCAACGGCCUCUGCUCCUUCGAGAUCCGAAUCAACGAGGAGGAGGAGGAGAGGAUGAAGAGGCUCCCGCGGUGGGUGCGGAACUCGCACCAGAGCGCCGUCGAGGAGCUGGAGCGGAUGAGGCACGACCCCGCAGUGGGAGAUAAGGAAAAGUUCUCGUCAUUAGCUGCUGAGUAUGAAUUCAGCUAUUCUGACAUUGUCGAAAAAAUCGAGCUUCUUGGCGACGACUACGAGUCGUUCAGGCAAAUACGCCGCGAUGGCAACAAUUUCUACAGAAGCUUCAUCUUCUCCUAUCUUGAGCAUCUUAUGGGGAAACACCCUUUGCCAGACGCAAACGAGUUAUAUCGCAUCCUCUCAAUCCUGGAGAAGUACAAACAGAUGAAUGCGGCAUUGGGUGGCCGUCGAGAUACCUUUGACUACUUACUGCAGGAAUUUAAGUGCGUGCUGGCGAAUGUUAUCUGUGGACCGCCAAGGGAUGUGAGUGCCGAGAAGUAUCUACGGGAUUGCCUCGAUGAGCAGAACGAGUUGAACGGUGCGUGGAAUCGCUCUACAUUCUCCUACUUUCGUCUCCUCGUUUGUUUCCUUCGUUUUCCUCUUACUUGGUUUGCUUUCGGGGGCUCAGGUAUCAUCUUAUUGAGACUAAUCACUUCUGUCGAGAUUCACUCGCAGAUCAACCACUACUCACCGACGAUAGUCGCCUUCACUUCCGCAAGCAUAAAAGAGUUUGUGGUCGAGAAGGCGAACGUAUUGAACAUCCUGAAGGACCUGAUAUGCGCCGAGGCCCUCAGCAACGCCCUCGACGUCCCCAUGCACGUGGUGCAGCUCGACGCGCCCCCCCUUGGGGCGAUAACCGAGGGGCUGCGUGUGCACAUGUUCAACUGCUCCUCCUCUCGGCGCGGUAGAGAGGCGGGCGUCACGGAUUACGUCGUGACCCUGCGCACCCCGAAACCGCCAGCUCCUUUCCCUUCGUCCGGUCUGUCCGAUAUGAAGGGGUUGGCCGCAGCAUUGGACGACGACGGUGACGGUGACGGCGAUGAUCAUAGUCGUAGUAGCUCGGAAUGUGCUAGGGAUCCUCGUGUGGUGUUGAUGUAUUGGCGAGGACAUUACGGCGUACUCUACCCGAAGCGCGGUAGCAGCACCGCCACCACGGCCAUGCUGUGCUCUGCUCCGGCCGAGUCUCCUCCCUCCGAGUUUGACUCUGAUUUUGUUAUUUAGAAAUUGCAGGAGAGGGAAGAGAGAGAGCUGCUGAGUCUUUGACCGUGCCGCGCUUCUUAACCAGAUUGAGGCAAGCUCUCUCUCUCUCUCUCUCUCUCUAGAUAUAGUAAAAACUGCUAACACACGAUGGCUAGGUCAUAUUGAAGAGAAAAAGUAGUAAAGAUUCAGUUACACAAAGCUGAGCUCGUAUUACAACGUCAAGAGACAUUUCUUCUGCAAUUGCAAUAGAUAAUAAAGUUUCAGUAAAGUGAACUUUUCGCAGUAGCAUAGUAAAUUCUCUGUUUUUGUUACUUUCC
This is a messenger RNA of Ananas comosus (pineapple), 1619 nucleotides long. RefSeq names its product ubiquitin thioesterase otubain-like. The coding region runs from base 97 to 1323 and encodes 408 amino acids. Lineage: Eukaryota; Viridiplantae; Streptophyta; Magnoliopsida; Poales; Bromeliaceae. Gene Ontology annotation, cellular component: nucleus. The record is from RefSeq and is a predicted model, not a curated record. Gene Ontology annotation, biological process: protein K48-linked deubiquitination. Gene Ontology annotation, molecular function: ubiquitin binding; cysteine-type deubiquitinase activity. The transcript is spliced from 7 exons.